AAAUCUCUCUCAUUUAAAAACACACACACACACACACACACACACACACAUCCUCUUCUUCACACUCCAGUUGACUUUGACUUUCAGAAAAACAUGACAGGAAUGGUAAUGCUAACAGCACGAAGAGGAGCAGGGGAUUGCUGCGGCGGCGGGCGAGCAGAAGCAGCAAAAACACUUGAUGGGGGUGUUAAUGAAAUAGAAGAAGAAGAAGAAAAUCAGAUAUCGUUAGUUGCAUUGUUGAUUGCAGCGUUGCGGAAAUCGAUGGUGGCGUGUCGUGUGGAAAGCAAUUCGGGAUCAAUGGAUGAACAAGAGCAACAAGAAAAGAAUCGGAAGAUGGAGAUGGAAAUAGGAUGGCCAACAAAUGUGAAACAUCUGACACAUGUUACAUUUGAUAGGUUUCAUGGUUUUUUAGGACUUCCUGUUGAGUUUCAAGUUGAAAUCCCUUGUCGUGUUCCCAGUGCUAGUGUUAGCGUGUUUGGUGUCUCAGCAGAAUCAAUGCAAUUGUCCUAUGACCCAAGAGGAAACAGUGUCCCUACUAUUUUGUUGCUGAUGCAGGAAAGGUUAUACGCACAAGGUGGUCUAAAGGCAGAAGGAAUAUUCCGUAUAAAUGCAGAAAAUAGCAAAGAGGAGGAAGUGCGAGACCAGCUAAACCGAGGCAAUGUUCCUGAAGACAUCGAGGUUCAUUGUCUCGCGGGUUUGAUUAAAGCCUGGUUUAGAGAACUGCCAUGUGGCGUGCUUGAUGGGCUUUCUGCCGAAGAGGUACUGCAGUGUAACACAGAAGAGGAGUGUGCUGAGCUGGUGAAACACUUAAAUAAGACCGAGGCUGCAUUGCUGAACUGGGCAGUUGAUCUUAUGUCUGAUGUCGUUGAGCAUGAAGAAUCCAAUAAAAUGAAUGCCAGAAACAUUGCCAUGGUUUUUGCCCCAAACAUGACUCAGAUGUCUGAUCCAUUGACUGCACUAAUGCACGCGGUGCAAGUCAUGAACUUACUCAAAACACUUAUCACCAAAACCCUAAGAGAACGUGAAGAAGCCGCCACAACAGACGGAGGAUACUCCCCAAUGUCAUACCGUUCGGAUGAAAGCCAAGAAGAAAUGGAAACCAGCGGUGAGCUAAGGAGACAACCAUCAUCAGAAGACGACAAUGACGAAGACGAAGACGAAGUUGAGUCACUAAGCGAAAUAGAAGAAAGCUUCUUAAAACGACUUAUGGAAAACAAAAAUGCCAAAGAUUGUUUCAAGAAAGAACUUGGAAACUUGGUCAACCAACGGUCUAGCCCGACUACCGGCUUCGACUUCCAAGAGGAGUCAUCGUCUGCAAUGACCGACGGAUAUAUGAGUGUGAGUCCAGGAGUUGGGACAGAAGUUGAAAUGAUGAACAAGGUUGUGGAAUGUGUUAAAUGAAUUUGGUUAGGUAAUUUUUAUUAUUAUAUGAGAUGCUUGUGGUUCUUUUUGGUUGUAAAUUAUUUAGUAGUUGCAGGCUUGCAGCAGUAGUAAGUAGUGGUCCGAUUGAUCUUGGACAUGUGUUUGGAUUGAGAAGUUGACUUUGGUGUUCAGCUGGGGGCUGAACUUGUUGUUGUGUUUGUUUUAUUGUACUGAGAUUUUAGUAGGUGAAGAUUGGUUUGUUGUAACUUAAAGUCUCUGACUGGACCAUGUAUGAUCAACAGAACAUGGGGUGAUUAAUAGAGUUGCAGUAGUCGUACUUUUCUUUUUAA
Messenger RNA from Erigeron canadensis, 1712 nucleotides. Its product is annotated as rho GTPase-activating protein 2-like. The record is from RefSeq and is a predicted model, not a curated record. The transcript has 4 exons. Gene Ontology annotation, molecular function: GTPase activator activity. Gene Ontology annotation, biological process: signal transduction. The coding region runs from base 94 to 1401 and encodes 435 amino acids. Lineage: Eukaryota; Viridiplantae; Streptophyta; Magnoliopsida; Asterales; Asteraceae.